Messenger RNA from Salmo salar (Atlantic salmon), 2945 nucleotides. RefSeq names its product transmembrane and coiled-coil domains protein 2. Lineage: Eukaryota; Metazoa; Chordata; Actinopteri; Salmoniformes; Salmonidae. The record is from RefSeq and is a predicted model, not a curated record. Gene Ontology annotation, biological process: amyloid precursor protein metabolic process. Gene Ontology annotation, cellular component: endomembrane system.
UGCACUCAGACAGCGAGACGGAGAAAGAGAGAGAGAGAGGGAGGGAGGGAGGGAGCGAAAGAAAGAGGCAGACAGAGCGAGCGUAAGAUACAAAGGGGGAGAAAGAGAGCAACAGCAGAGACAACGAGAGAGAGAGAGAGAGAGAGAGAGAGAGAGAGAGAGAUGGAGGAAGACAGGGAGGCUGCAGACAUCUUUGUUAUCAACAAUGGAGCAUGAAGCUCUGGUAAGGCGAUAGGCAGAUAUUGGGUAGGGGAGAGACAUUGAGGAAAGGGGGUCUCGUGUGACCACAGGGGGAGGGAGAAGGAGGAAGUGGAGGAGAAGGAUGGGCCUCGAACACAGACCUGCAGUGGCACUGCCAAUCCUGGAUUAAACAGUAUGCUGGAUAAAAGCGAAGUGACAACAUUGGGCCUGCCCCCCUCAGCCAGCCAUGGCGGCUCUGACGGUAACAUCAGCUUGGAUGGUGCUGGGGCUGAAGGGGUCGCUGAGCCUCAGCGAACGCGGGUCGCUCUGGAGCACCUGCAGCAGAAGAUCCUGAAGAUAACUGAGCAGAUUCGGAUAGAACAGGAGGCAAGAGAUGACAACGUAGCCGAGUACCUGAAGCUGGCCCACAACGCAGACAAGCAACAAGCCUCACGCAUCAAACAGGUUUUUGAGAAGAAGAACCAGAAGUCUGCACAGACCAUCGCCCACCUGCACAAGAAGCUAGAGCACUACCACAAGAAGCUGAAGGAGACAGAGCAGAAUGGUCCAGCCCGUCAGCCUAAGGAUGUGCUGCGGGACAUGCAACAGGGGCUGAAGGACAUGGGGGCCAAUGUACGAGCUGGGUUCCAUGGCUUUGGCGGGGGUAUGGUGGAUGGGGUCAAAGGAGGGGUAGAAGGGGUCAAAGGAGCUGUGGUGUCUAAGCCACGGGAGUUCGCCAGCUUGAUCCGCAACAAAUUUGGCAGUGCAGACAACAUCUCCCACCUCAUAGAGGACGGGGUGGGAGGGCACUCGGAGGACGCGCCCGCUCAACGAGCCCUGAGUGGCAGUGCCACCCUGGUCUCCAGCCCCAAGUACGGUAGCGACGACGAGUGCUCCAGUGCCACCUCUGGCUCAGCGGCAGGCAGUCACUCAGGCGGGGCCGGGGUAGGUGGGAUGUCGGGGCAAGGGCAGGCUGGCCUGGGGAGCCCCAGACUGGAUGGGCACCACCACCACCACCACCACAUUCACAGCUCCUGGGACGCCUUGCUGGAAGGCCUGCAGGAGAUCAAGGCCAGCCAGGCCCACAUGGAGGACGCCAUCGAGGACAUGAAGAGUCAGCUGCAGAGUGACUACUCCUACAUGAACCAGUGCCUGCAGGAGGAGAGAUACAGGUAUGAGCGACUGGAAGAGCAGCUGAAUGACUUGACAGAGCUGCACCAAAACGAAAUGACUAAUCUGAAACAGGAGCUGGCCAGCAUGGAGGAGAAAGUGGCCUACCAGUCCUAUGAGAGAGCCAGAGACAUACAGGAAGCGGUGGAGUCGUGCCUGACCCGCAUCACUAAGUUGGAGCUCCAGCAGCAGCAGCAGCAGGUGGUGCAGUUGGAGGGUGUGGAGAACGCCAACGCCCGCGCCCUGCUGGGCAAACUCAUCAACAUCAUCCUGGCACUCAUGGCCGUAGUGCUGGUGUUCGUCUCCACCCUGGCCAACUUCAUCACCCCACUCAUGAAAACCCGAGCGCGGGUGGCCACCACCGUCAUGCUGGCCCUGUUUCUGUUCAUCCUUUGGAAGCACUGGGACUUCCUGGAGCUGUGGCUAAUGCCUAGCUGAGUUUCCUACAGUCAAUCAUCCACGCCCUUGUGUCUGAGUGACCAGGAUGUGGACAGAGGGACCAGAGUGAUACACUGAGCUGCCCUAGACGCUCUAACAGUCUGAAACUCAGAGAGUGUGAAUACAAAACUCAUAUUUCUGAAAGAGAACCAGUGCACUUUUUUGAUAGGAUUUAUGCUUGGAGAGUCGUACUUAGGAGGGUUGAAAGGUCAAAACAUUUCUUUACAAAGCAACUAGCGAAGACUUACUUCGGAUAGGGGGGGGGCAUUUCUGGUUGACUGAUGGUCGAGAGAGAGACAUUUAAGGAAGAGUGUUGGGUGUUUUAUGGUGAUUACCAUGACAAGGAACCUGAGGAACUAUCUGCCUGGUUGCUUGGCAACUCAAGCAUUUGCUCUUUCUCAUGACCAAUCUAGUGGUGUCAACUCACCAUCGUACUGUAGUCACUAUGACCUAAUUACAAUUCGAGAAUUCAUGUUGAAAUUCUUUGACACAUUUUUCUAAUGUUAGUAUAGGCCUACACUUAAAAGUGAAAAUGGAUAAAAGAACAAAUUAUACUUUGUCUUUGCUAAACCAUGUUUGCUGUUACCUUUUUGUUGAGCCAAUUGUAUAUUUGGAGGACAUGGCCAAGCAAAAGGAUUGUUUUUCUGCUCAAUGUUAGGGUAUGUACUACUCAUGCAUGUCCUCGCGUGCAUUUAUACCUGUGUAAUGCACUUGGCAUGAGUAGCAUUCCAACACCAACAGAAAUACUCUUUGGACUUAAUAGCAUUCUGUUGUCUGUAGACAGUUUCUACCUAAAUGUUUUUUUUUUUACUUUCAUCUCCAUAUUAUUUCUAAAACAGCCAACUCAAUAUCUUCUGGUGUUUAAAACUACACCUUUUUUGGUGUAUCAGUCCUUUUAGUGUCUUAUGUGUGAUGUAAAGAAGAAUUUGAGGGCCAGAAAGUCAUCUGGUGAGAUGGAUCAUCAAAACUACUAAAUGAUCUAUAAUCUAUUCUGAGCAUCAAUGCUAUUUCAUAACCACUGUUGUUGUAGAGCAGCUAAGAAUAUAUGUAGUGUCAGAGUCAUAGGCAUGUUAGACCAUUGCUUCCAUAUUUCUAUCCAGUUUGCGAAAUCCAUCACAACUCUGUUGCAUUCUUAAUAAAUACAUUCUUAAACUAUA